Molecule: messenger RNA, 1051 nt
Organism: Ctenocephalides felis (cat flea)
Lineage: Eukaryota; Metazoa; Arthropoda; Insecta; Siphonaptera; Pulicidae
Product: WD repeat-containing protein 82-like
Cellular component (GO): Set1C/COMPASS complex
Molecular function (GO): protein binding; chromatin binding
Source: RefSeq, a predicted model, not a curated record
ACAAACAACGAAACUUAACCAUAAAAUUAUCUAAAGAUAUUUUAAGAAUAUUUUUAUAUAAUUACAAAGUUAAAGUUCAUUAAUGACUAUCAUUAUGAAGCUGAUUGACCCGGUAGUUAGGAGCUUCAAAGUAGCUAAAGUUUUCAGAGAGAACACCGAUAAAAUCAACAGUAUAGACUUUUCGUCUAAUGGUGAAACGCUAAUAUCUUGCAGUGAAGAUGAUCAAAUCGUUAUAUACGAUUGCGAGAAGGGAACUCAAAUGCGUACUGUUAAUAGCAAAAAAUAUGGAGUAGACUUAAUUCAUUUCACUCACGCCAAGAACACCGCCAUACACAGUUCCACCAAAGUUGAUGAUACGAUACGUUAUCUAUCCUUGCACGACAACAAGUACAUUCGUUACUUUCCAGGACACACCAAAAAAGUCGUGUCUUUAUGCUUGUCACCUAUAGAAGACACUUUUCUGUCAGGCUCUUUGGAUAAAACACUCAGGCUAUGGGAUUUACGAUCACCCAACUGUCAAGGUUUGAUGCAUCUAUCCGGUAGGCCUGUUGCAGCAUUUGACCCUGAAGGAUUAGUAUUUGCUGCAGGUGUAAACUCAGAAAGCAUAAAACUAUAUGAUCUUCGAUCCUUUGACAAAGGUCCUUUUGUAACUUUCAAGUUAAACCAUGAACGUGAGUGUGAUUGGACUGGUCUCAAAUUCUCCAGGGAUGGAAAAACUAUUCUGAUCAGUACGAAUGGAUCCAUGAUUCGUUUAAUUGAUGCUUUCCAUGGUACACCUUUGCAAACUUUUACUGGACACUUGAAUAAUAAAGGGAUUCCAAUAGAGGCUUCAUAUAGCCCAGAUUCACAGUUUAUAUUUAGUGGUUCGACUGAUGGACGGGUACAUGUUUGGAAUGCUGAUACAGGAUAUAAAGUUUGUGUAUUGAACGGAGAUCACCCUGCACCUAUUCAAUGCGUAAAGUUUAAUCCAAAAUUCAUGAUGUUGGCUUCAGCUUGUACUAAUAUGGCAUUUUGGCUGCCGACUUAUGAUGAAGGAACCACAUAGACAUAA